This is a messenger RNA of Baudoinia panamericana UAMH 10762, 1356 nucleotides long. RefSeq lists its product as uncharacterized. The record is from RefSeq and is a predicted model, not a curated record. The transcript has a single exon. Gene Ontology annotation, molecular function: protein binding. Bases 186 to 1343 code for a protein of 385 amino acids. NCBI's taxonomy places the organism in Eukaryota, Fungi, Ascomycota, Dothideomycetes, Mycosphaerellales, Teratosphaeriaceae.
GACAGCUUCGGACACCUUCGGUGCACCGAAUACUGUGGUUCCACGAUAGGUACUCCGAACAGGUUCGGUGGACAGCUCCGAGGCAGUUGCAGAUAUAAGGCAUCCUGGUAUGGAAACCAAUCCACGACCACGACACGCUCAUCCGUUACUGCCAUAACACGGAACUGUUAGGAAAAUCUACGACAAUGCAGAUUCCAUCACCCCCAGCUUCGCCCUCCAAUAAGGUCCAGGGCAAGGUCGAUCAAAACACCAUCAGGCGACGAGGUGUUGGUCUAAUAGCCUCAGAUCCGGAACGCGUGACACGCGGCUACCUGCUCGUCGCACCCUUGACCAGCAAUUGCGUCUACCUAAUUGACACAAAUGGUGACGUCGCACAUAAGUGGACGUUACCAUAUCGCACCGGCAGACAUGCACGCAUCCUACCGAACGGCAAUCUCGCAAUUAACAGUAUCGACCCGAAUGGUCCUCGACCUUUCUUCUUCUUCUGGAAGUACGGUGGUGGCAUCAUGUCUGAGCUGAGCCAUGACGGAAGCAUCGUACGACAGCAUCGUGAUCCGUAUGCCCACCACGACGCUUAUCAUUAUGGAGAUGGUCGCAUCUUAUAUACCCGGAUGGAGCAGCUUUCCGAAGCAGACUCGGCAGCCGUUCAGGGUGGGGUUCCGGGAACCGAAGCGGACGAUGGACGGGUGUGGGCAGACGUUGCUCGUGAGGUGGAUGCCGACGGGCGAGUGACUUGGGAGUGGAAAGUCAACGACCACCUCGACAAGCAUCGGUUUGCGGUACAGCCACAUUACCCAAGAGAGCACUGGCCGCUCAUCAACUCGAUUUAUCCGUUGAAGGAUGGCAACAUCCUGAUGUCGAUGCGCUCCAUCUCCGCGGUCAUCAUAGUCCACCGUGCAACCGGAGAAGUGAUUUGGCAUCUCGACAGCACAGUAGUAGCUCAACAGCACAACGCCACCGAACUACCGAAUGGCAACAUCUUGCUUUUCGACAACGGGGCGUUCCGAUACCGGGAAUCAUUCCAGUUCUCCCGCGUCAUUGAGGUCGACCGGCAGACGAAGGAGAUCGUCUGGCAGUGGCGUGAUCAGGCGCCGGAGCGCUUCUAUUCUCCAUUCAUGGGCAGCGCACAACGGCUCGAGUCCUCUGGUCACACGCUGGUAUGUGAGAGUGCUUUCGGUCGGGUUUUCGAGAUUGAUGAAGCCGGCGAGGUAUGCUGGGAGUGGAUCAACCCCUUCUUCCAACGGUACUCCGAGCGCCCGCUGCUGGACGUCUUCGGGUCUGAGUCCAAUGCUAUGUUUAGAGCGUACAAGUACAUGCCGGAAGAGAUUCCAUGGCUGCGAUGAUUCUGGGGUAGUA